Messenger RNA from Halichondria panicea, 1260 nucleotides. RefSeq lists its product as uncharacterized. NCBI's taxonomy places the organism in Eukaryota, Metazoa, Porifera, Demospongiae, Suberitida, Halichondriidae. The record is from RefSeq and is a predicted model, not a curated record. The transcript has a single exon. Bases 44 to 1117 code for a protein of 357 amino acids.
AAGCAAGGUUAGGUACCUAAUAACAGAGCUUCGAUUUCAAGAAAUGGGUUCAGUACUGUCGAAGAUGGAAGAGAAGGAGAUGACCUCAUACUUACAAGGCAUACAGCCUGCAUCACUGGCCAGCAUCGUCUGGGAUACUAUCAACAGUGUGGGGGUGGAUGAUGAAUCAGAAAAGUUUGGAAUCAGUUUCGAGGGGGAGAAAAAAUCGCCAAAAGUUAUGUUCUGGGACAACGGAGAAGUUACAGAGAUGCCAAGAAAAGUGUUUCUAGAGAUACUAGAAAUGAUGUCUGGCCGUGUUCUCGAGGCAUACGAAACUGAAUAUAAUAUAGAAGAGUCUCCAGAGCUGAAGUCGGGAGUGGAUAAGUUGAAGCUGGCUAAAACGCGUCUACAGAAGGAGAUCGAAUCGCUACGAGGACAUGAGGGGGCCAAAGACUACAGAAAACGGUUGGACAGUAUCCAGCGUGUUGAGGACGAAUCAAAGGCAAAAGAAAUGGUACAAGAAGUGAGACAAAGGCGAGGCAGUAUGACCUGGAGUAUAAGUGAAGACAAUUUGUUGGACGAAAGAGAGCGAAGGUUGUCCAACAAAGGUCUCGAGGGUGUAGUGGACCGUCUGCCAGAUCUACGGAGGAAAUACGAAGAUUCUAUUAAGAGGAAUCCCUUUGAAAAAGUUAGAAAAAAGAUCAUAGCACUGGGUUUAUUUGGUAGCAAGAUAAAUCCAGACAACAGAAUGGAAGACGAAGAGAUGCUUAUAUCAUCACCCCCUGAGGUUUACACAAGACGUAAACCUCUCACGAUGCUAGCUAGCCAUCAUGAGAGCCAUAGCUCCCAAUCACCAUUGCCUGAGGCUCAAGAGAAGUCUAUAAGCCCUGAGGCCUAUACUCACACGAUAGUAGAUGUCUCUAGUCUUCAUGAGAGCUAUAGCACCCAAUCAUUGUUGCCUAACGCUGAACAAGAGGAGACUAUAAGCACUGGUAAGACUACUACACUCUGGAGAGGUCACACGAUACUAGAUGUCUCUAGUCGCCAGAACUCCCUGCGUGUUGCUGAAGAUAAUGAGCUUGCAAGCAGCCCUAGUGAGAUUUCACUGAGGAGAGACUCGGUUGAGGCAAUUCUCUAGCUAUGUACGUACAAGUACCACAAACUUAUGGAUGCAACAUGAACAUGUAGAACUGUAUAAUUAUCAAGGUUGCGUUAACACUGUACAUUAAUUGAGUUAUGCGGUCAAAUAUUCACAACUACAAAAUUAUAGCAUCGAUAUGU